Condylostylus longicornis is the source of this 2273-nucleotide messenger RNA. It is a transcript of the gene Slh, whose product is annotated as protein sly1 homolog. The coding region runs from base 150 to 2069 and encodes 639 amino acids. Gene Ontology annotation, cellular component: cytosol; Golgi membrane. Gene Ontology annotation, biological process: intracellular protein transport; endoplasmic reticulum to Golgi vesicle-mediated transport. Gene Ontology annotation, molecular function: syntaxin binding. Lineage: Eukaryota; Metazoa; Arthropoda; Insecta; Diptera; Dolichopodidae. The transcript is spliced from 5 exons. The record is from RefSeq and is a predicted model, not a curated record.
CUGAAUAAAGUUUUAUAAUUUGCUUACCAAUUUAACAAAUCUGGAAAUAUUGAAAAAAUUUAAAAGUUAACAAAGAAGUUUAAGUUGAUUUUAAAGUUUGAUUUUAAAAUUUUUUUAUAAAAGAUUUUGUCACAAAAGAAACUUGAAAAAUGUUAACACUCCGGGAAAGGCAAAUAAAUGCGAUAAAACAAAUGCUAAACUUGAAUCAACCACAAAGUAAGUCGAUAAUUGCAGAACCUGUCUGGAAAAUAUUAGUGUAUGAUAGAGUUGGCCAAGAUAUAAUUUCGCCACUAGUUUCAAUUAGAGAACUGAGAGAAUUGGGUGUAACAUUACAUGUUCAGCUGCAUUCUAAUCGAGAUUCAGUGCCGGAUGUUCCAGCCAUUUAUUUUUGUGCGCCUACCAAUGAAAAUUUAGACAGAAUACAUCAAGAUUUUCAAAAUGGAUUGUAUGAUAUAUAUCAUUUGAACUUUAUAUCGCCUAUUCCUAGACAGAAAAUUGAGGAUUUGGCAGCAGCUGCUUUGCAAGCUGGUUGUGUUGCUAAUGUUCAUCGUGUAUUUGAUCAAUACGUAAAUUUUAUUUCAUUAGAAGAUGAUUUUUUCAUUUUAAAGCAUCAAAAUAGUGAUGAUAUUUCAUACUACUCCAUUAAUCGGGCGAACACUAAAGAUGAAGAAGUGGAAGCAAUAAUGGACAAAAUAGUGGACAGUUUAUUUUCCGUAUUUGUCACAUUGGGUAAUGUUCCAAUCAUAAGAUGUCCAAGAAAUUCCGCUUCGGAAAUGGUUGCAAGAAAAUUGGAAAAGAAAUUAAGAGAAAACCUUUGGGAUGCAAGAAAUAAUUUAUUUCAUAUGGAUGCUGGACAGGUUGGUGGAUUAUUUAGUUUCCAAAGACCCGUGCUUCUAAUAGUAGAUAGAAAUAUGGAUUUAGCAACACCUUUGCAUCACACAUGGUCAUAUCAAGCACUGGCACACGAUGUACUUGAGUUGAAUUUGAAUAGAGUUUUCAUCGAUGAAGAUGCUGCAUCAGAAAAGACUGGAGCCAAGAAAAAAGCGAAGGCUUGUGACUUAGACAAUAAUGAUAAAUUUUGGAUGACACACAAAGGUAGUCCUUUUCCAACUGUCGCUGAAGCUAUUCAAGAAGAGUUGGAAGAAUAUAAAGCAUCUGAAGAGGAAAUCAAAAAAAUGAAAUCAUCAAUGGGAAUUGAUGGAGAAACUGAAGUAGCAUUUUCAAUGGUUAAUGAUACAACAGCUAGAUUAACCAGCGCUGUGAACUCUUUGCCACAGUUGAUGGAAAAGAAACGACUUAUAGAUAUGCAUACAAAAAUUGCUACAUCGAUUUUAAAUUAUAUCAAAGCAAGACGAUUAGAUUCAUUUUUUGAGGUAGAGGAAAAAAUUAUGUCCAAAUCAACAUUAGAUAAGCCAAUAUUAGAAUUACUCAAGGAUUCUGAGUUUGGUAAACCAGAAGACAAAAUGCGUUUAUAUAUAAUUUAUUACAUCUGUUCUCAAAAUGUACCCGAAUUUGAAUUUGAAAGAAUGAAGGAAGCUUUACAAGAAGCGGGAUGCGAUCCUACGCCGUUAGCGUAUGUUCAACGUUGGAAAAGUAUUAUGAAAGGGUCUUUAAUAAAUCAACAAAUUAAUCCUUACGAAGGAAGUGGAACCAAAACUGUUUCAAUGUUUUCCAAAUUAGUGUCACAGGGUUCAUCAUUUGUCAUGGAAGGUGUAAAGAAUUUAGUAGUAAAGAGACAUAAUUUACCAGUUACAAAGAUAACUGAACAGGUAAUGGAAUGUCGAAUUGGGGGUGAAAUUGAUGAUUACCUGUAUUUUGAUCCAAAACUAUUAAAAGGUGGCGAUGUUCUCCCGAAAAGUCGUGCUCCUUUCCAAGAUGCGGUAGUUUUUGUUGUUGGUGGAGGAAAUUAUAUUGAAUAUCAAAAUUUAGUGGACUUUAUUAAACAAAAACAAACCGCAAAUGCAACUAGAAGAAUAAUAUAUGGUGCAUCAACCUUGAAUAAUUCAAAACAAUUUCUAAAAGAACUGUCGUUACUAGGUAAAGAAAUUCAAGGUUCUGCUUUGACUUAAUUUGAAUAUUGAAAUUGAACGAAUAUUUUUUGUUACUAAUAUUUAUGGUUCUUGGAGUUUAAAAAAAGGUAAAAUAAUGUUUUCAAUUACAUUUCUAUAUAAAGCUUUAUUAUAAUAGAAUAAAAGUUGUAUUAAUACCACUAUAAAAAAAUUUAUAUAAUUUUUCUUUUUAAAAAAUAUCAGAAUUUUGUUUCGAAAUUCAAA